GAAAAGUAUCACGGCAUCGACAUGUUUAUGGAAAAUCUUUCAAACUCUAACACAUUUAUAUUUCGCGCUUUUAAUGGUCUCGUCAAACGCCCAAUGCACUUCUGUAGCCUACGUCGUUUAACGUCGUGUUUCUGGCUGGCAUCUCAUGACCAAGAAAAACGCGGAAACGAUGGUUAUUUUUGGUUUCAGCGGCCGGUGUGCAGUAAAUGAUAUUGUUACUGUGGGUAAUACAAGUGUUUAGGGCAGUUGUUGACAGAAAACGUAACAAAUGGAGGAUGAAGAAAGAUUAUGCAUGUCCAGCUGUUGUUCGGACUGGAUGUCCGAGAUGCCCGCGGGUUUUUGGGACAUACCGCUGUGGAAUCUCGCUAUCCCCGGAAGUCACGACACCAUGACUUACUGUUUAGACGAGCGGUCCUCAGUACUGAGGUCUUCACCGAGAGUACUGCGAGUCUUAGACACAUGGUUUCCUUGUAUCGUUCGGCCCUGUAUAAUCAAAUGGGCGACAACACAGGGUGAUAGCAUCUCUAACCAGUUGGAUUUAGGCAUUCGCUUUCUCGAUUUAAGAAUAGCUCAUAAGAUAAAAGACCCUGAUAAAGUUUUCUACUUUGCGCAUGGGAUCUACUCUCUUCUGACAGUGAAGGAGGUGUUGACAGAAGUUGCUCGCUGGUUAGAUCAACACACAAAGGAAGUGGUCAUUAUUGCAUUUUCUGCCUUUGAUGGCAUGAACCUGGAUCGACACAAAGACCUCAUUCGAUUCCUCAUUGACACGUUUGACAGUAAAAUUUGUCCCAAUCAUAUCAUACCCUCACUACAGCAGUGUUGGAAUCACAAUUACCAGGUUAUUCUGUCAUAUGAUGACUCCGCUGCAUCUGAAUAUGACGAAUUGUGGCCACAGUGUGAAUAUUGGUGGGCAAACACGUCGGAUCCGAAACAUGUCAUAGCCUACCUGGAGGAGAAAAAAACGGAAGGAAGACCAGGUCAGUUUUUUGCUGCUGGUCUGAACCUAACUGAGGAUGCCAAGUACGUUCUUUCUCAUCCGUGCCAGUCAUUACAAAGCAUGACCUUGAGCUCCUAUAGUCUACUUCUGAACUGGGUCAAGCAGCAGUGUCCAGGCCCGGGCAAAUCAUGCGUCAACAUCAUCUGUGCAGAUUUUGUGGGGGCAUUCAGGAAUGAAUUCACCCAGAUGGUUAUUGGACUCAAUCAAGCACUCUUAAAAGAGGCUUGACCCUCAAAUCUGCCGCGAACAUUACAUACAAACGUAGCGUCUUUAUUACAGUGUAUCUUGUUAUAUAUAAUAGAAGCCUUUUUUAAUGUUUACAUAUUAAUAUUUUUUUAGACUUUUAUGACAGUCCCUAAACCGUGAGGAAACAAUGUUUAGUGCAACGCUGCCAUCUACAGGCGGUCCAUAUUAAGGUCCUUGUUUGAUACAUGUCUCAAAAUAGUUCCUUGCAACUUGACGGUUACAUUAAACUGUAGAAAUGUCCAAAACUA
Molecule: messenger RNA, 1491 nt
Organism: Puntigrus tetrazona (Sumatra barb)
Lineage: Eukaryota; Metazoa; Chordata; Actinopteri; Cypriniformes; Cyprinidae
Product: PI-PLC X domain-containing protein 1
Exons: 6
Coding region: 269-1225 (318 amino acids)
Biological process (GO): lipid metabolic process
Molecular function (GO): phosphoric diester hydrolase activity
Source: RefSeq, a predicted model, not a curated record